GAAAUCGCCAUUUUUUGUGUUUAGAAAGUUAGAAAACUUUUGUAAAGUGCAUAAUUAGUUCAUAAAUAUUCAGGAAAUAUUGUACUGUGAACAACAUUUCAGCUGUCGGGCAUCCAGCCUAUCGAUGGCAGCAAGAAUCCAUAGUUUGUACAGCUUGUCCAAUCUACAGUGUUUAAGUUUCUUACUCUGACUUGAGACAUGAUGGAGGUUGUCGUCAUAGUAGCGAUUGGUGUGUUGGCUGCCAUCUUCCUCGCCUCGGUUGUCGCUCUGUUUUUCGUCUGUCGUCAGAAAUAUUGUCGACAUGUUGAUCUCAUCACGGCUCAGCACAAAGAAACAAGACCUGACGUCCAGUUGAUCACGUCUGACCAGGGUCCGCAGACAGUGACUGGUGUGGAGCUGGAUGACGUGCAGUUUACCAACCCAAACAUGGAGGAGAUUCUGCAGGACGGGAGAUGGGUGGAUGAUGCCACUGGCCUGGUUCCACACUGUAUUUCCAUACUGAAGACUUGUCAUCAGCUGACGGAAAAACUGGUUGGAAUGACGAUGGGCAAUGCUCAGAAUAUUCGCACCCAAGAGACGCUGACCGAUAUCGUGGCGGUGGCCAAGAGGAUUAGUCCGCGGGUGGACGAAGUGGUCAAGUCCAUGUACCCUCCGCUAGACCCAAGAUUGCUGGAGGCCAGGUGUACUGCCCUCGUGCUGUCCGUGAGUCACCUUGUACUUAUCACCAAGAAUGCUUGCCGUCUGUCUGGGGUGCUCGACUGGAUUGAUCAGUCUCUCGCAGAUGUUGAGGAACAUUUACAAGUUCUACGUGAGGCGAGUCUAAACAAUGAGUUUUACCACAAGCUGCAGUCGGAUUGCCAGAGUCCAGUGAUGGAGAACCAGCCAGAGGUCGUGACCCACACCUUGACUCAUGCCAGCAACAUUUCGCAGGUCUAACUGACCGAUUCAUCCACUUCUCAUUCUAACCAAACUCAAAACAUCGUCAUGGAUCGCUUUGCACAUUCUGCUAUUCAUGUAGCACCAAAACAUUGUAGCCAGAAUAGUCAUUUGGUAGAGUUUUGUGUGUAUUGACCAUUCAUUUAUUCAUACAUUCUCCAUAUAGUUAAUUUUAAAUUUCUUAAUUGUUUUAUACGAGAAUUUUAAAAAAGAAUGGCUGAAAAUGUGUUAUAUAGCUUAAGGGAUUUAAAAAAAAAAAAAAAAAUCUGUUUGAAAGUUAAAUGCAAUCAACUUUUGAUAUGAAUUUGGUUUCUUUCUUCAAACAUCCCAUAAAGCUCUUCUUUCUUCAUGUUGGCAGUUCAGGGCUUCUAAAAUGAUUUUAAAAGCACCAUACCAAGGGACAUUUGUAGAUUUGACAUUGGUUAUUGAUAAAGUACUUGCCUGAUAUGAUAACAUUACACAAGUUAAAAAAUCAAACAAAAAACUACAAAAUAUAUUUUUUUAGAAUAAGCAAAAACCUCCCACCUGGAUUGCAGGAUGCAACAGAUGCUUGAUUACAUUUAAAUGCUAAAAUAGAUCACCAUGACUACAACUGGUAAACAAUGCCUGGCGUGUGAUGCACAUCAUCUAAUUAUCAAUUAGCAAGCAACAAGGAAUUUUUUACCAUACGAAAUAACAUGACUGAUUAUAUUAAAAAGUAAUUAUUUUUUAUAUUAUUAAACAUUUUUUUUACAAAACUUAUAAAAAAAUUAUGUUGAUAAAACAAAUCGGUCAACAUUUUUCUGUAAAUCUCUAUAAAGCUUAGAUUUUUUGCAUCAUAAAUAUGAUAAACAUAAUUAGAAACUUGUUGCUUUGCUUGGGUAUUAUUUGUUACAGUAAGCGGGAAAACACCAAGAUGUAACCAAUAUGACACCUGAGCUAUUGUUAGCGACUUGUUUCGAGGGCUACGUACCGAUAUGAUACCUGAGCUAUCGUUCGCAUCUUGUUUCGAGGGCUGUAUGGCUGAUAAUGUGAAUAAGGAGAGCUCAGCAUUAGAGAUGGUACAGUACUGUCUUGGAAAAGGCAAAACAAUUUCAAAUUCACCAUUUUGACAAAAUAAAUUUAGUGAAAUUUGGUAAAAGCUUUAUUAAGCAGUUUAGUGAUUUUGUUUAUCAAGGUCAGUGCCCCAGGAGGAUAUUUCUCUGGUAUGUAGCUGUAUUAUUUUGAUGGUUAUUUUAAAAUAUCACAAUUCAUACAUUAAGUCAUUUUGUAAGUGAUAAUUGCUACGACCAGGAAAUAGUGACUCUUAACGACCUGUGACAGCUGAUUCAGGCAAUGACUGGAGUUGGUCUACUUCAGUUAUAGAGAUAAUGACCAUACAUUAAUCUUGAUAUGCUACAGCCAGUACAGUGAUUCUAAUGGUGAUUUCUACUACAACAGCUGGUAGAGAUAGUGAUUGUAAUGUUGAUCUACUACAACAGCUGGUAGAGAUAGUGAUUGUAAUGUUGAUCUACUACAACAGCUUGUAGAGAUAGUGAUUGUAAUGUUGAUCUACUACAACAGCUAGUAGAGAUAUUGAUUGUAAUGUCGAUAUACUACAACAGCUAGUAGAGAUAGUGAUUGUAAUGUUGAUCUACUACAACAGCUGGUAGAGAUAGUGAUUCUAAGGGUGAUUUCUACUACAACAGCUGGUAGAGAUAAUGAUUGUAAUGUUGAUCUACUACAACAGCUAGUAGAGAUAGUGAUUCUAAUGGUGAUUUCUACUACAACAGCUGGUAGAGAUAAUGAUUGUAAUGUUGAUCUACCACAACAGCUGGUAGAGAUAAUGAUUGUAAUGUUGAUCUAUUACAACAGCUGGUAGAUGGUGUUGUAAUGUUGAUCUACUACAACAACUGGUAGAGAUGGUGAUUGGAAUGUUGAUCUACUACAACCACAACCAGAUAAUGAUUGUUAUGUUGAUCUACUUCAACUAUUGUAAUGUAGAUGGUGGUGGUUUGUUGCUGAACGAAUGCUAUGCAGCUAGCAACUAGCGUUAACAGUGCCUUUGUUUUUAAUGUGUCAUAUAUUUGUACAUUGUUCCAAGUACUUAACGUUACUUUAAUUCAUGGCUAUUGUAAUUUUCAACUUGUUGAUGUCUUGUUAAAAGAAAUUUCAUUUCAAGGAUGCAAAUCCAAAAAAUAUUUUUAACUCCAUGUAUUUAUAGAAUAUUUUAUGACAAUUGAGGCAUUUUUUAUUUUGAGAUGCUGUUUCAUCUAUGCAAUACUGUAUUCAGAGGGUAAACUUUUGUCAAAUCACAUAUUUUACCAUAUCUAUAAUGUUUAUGCUGGUUGGCUUUUGCCGUAUAACUUUAAUAUUCAUGAUCAAAUGUCAACGUGUGGACAAAUGAAUGUAUUUUAUUUACUUCAAAACAUUUAUUUUGUCCAUUCAAGUGUACUUAAUAUGCCAUAAUGUUAUACAGAAGUGGGUGCAUUUCCAAAUACAUUCUGUGUGGUUAUUUCACUUGAAAUAGCUUUUACAUAUCUCCUAGAUUUUAGUGUAUUGUUUUAAAUAACUUAGUAACAGUUCUUCAAAUUUAUGUUUAAUUAGUUAAUAUACAAGAACAGUGUCUGCCAUAGUAUAAAAUGAUGCUUUAAUUUUAAUUACUGUGGCUAAUGUCUUGUUUAAAUAAUGUUACUUGUUAGUAAAAUAUGUUAAAUAGACUAUUUUUUUAACAUUAAAAAGAUAUUUUAUUUACAUCUGUCUGUCUGAGCUUAAAAACAAAGUAUAAAGAUACCCGAGACGAGAUUAAGUUGUUUAAUUUUCUUCUGCGUAGCAUACAUUUUAAUAUUGUACACUACUAUGCAGUUCAUAAUUUUGAUAUUUAUGCAGUCAUAUUUAAUUCUGUACAUAAAUAUAUACUCAUUUCAUUCUCAAAAAUGUGCACAUUUCUACAGCGAGAUUUAUUAUUUGAUUCAUAACACUUCUUUGCCUUUUGUCAGUAGAACAUUUUCUGAAGUGAACACGAGUGGUAUUAAUGGAAUUUAUGAUGAUCAAACUUUGUUACGUUUUGUCUCGCCUUUACAAAGUAAAAACGUGAGCUUAUACAUGUUGGUAUUACGGUACUUUUCCAAUGGUGGCAACAGUGACAUCAACUUUUAUGUUAAGGUUUUGCAUUUAGAUUCAUUUCUCUCAAAUUACAAGUCCUAGAUCAGUUGUGACUAUGCAUGUUCAAACAGUGUAUCAAAUUUGUUUUAUGGUAGGUGAGACAUUAACUCCUGCAGAAUUCUUGUUAAUAAAGCAUUCAUUUGCAGCAGUGUACGUUUUUGAAAUUGUAUUAUGCAAGUUUGCUGUACUCGUGUAAACUAACGAAAAGAUUGUGCUAUAAACAUUUAGUGAAAUCUUGUCAUACAGUAUUUAACAUUGGUAAAAAAACAACAACAAAAACAACAAACAAUUAAACAAUAAAAAUUGUGGUAAGUUAUUAGGUGAAACUUAGCAGGUUUUUAGUUAAAAUAUGGAUAGUAUUUACCGGUAAAGUCAGAUUUUUCUUCAACAGAUGAUAGGUGUGAGAUACUAGUGUGUAUAUAAACUAGUAGUUUAUAGUAUAUACUUCUUAAUGUUCGUUAUAUUUAUUACCAUGGUGUAACAUGUUUAUGUAAUACUUGUGCUGUAACAUUUUCUGUACUUAUCUUAAUAGAAUUUGAGGCUUUAAGUGAUAAUAGAAUCUUGUGCAUGAAGUAAUUUCAAAAUAAGUUUUGAAACCAAUGCUAAAUCUUGACUAUGAUUAUAGCCAUCUUAAUAACCUACUGAGAUGCUGUUGAUCCUGAAAUUAAUGCAGUCAUAAUAUUUUUGAAAAAAAAGUUAAUAAUAAAUUUACUUGUUACUUCUAAUUUUCGUUUUUAUUAGAUCAUUGAAACAAAACAAAAAAAACAAAAAUUAAUAUACUAGUACAUUUUGUAUUUAAAAAAAAUUAAUAAUCAUGGUUUCAUCAUUUAAUGAAGUACAUGUAUUAUGCAAGCAAUUUUGAAUACAAAAUUUUGUGAUAGGGGAAUGUCCACCCACUGUUGAGUUCACCCCUGAUUUUUGCCUAUCAGGCUAAAUAUACGUAAAGCAAAAAUGACCAAAAUGUCCGGCCAUCUGUUGCUGUUGGCACAAGAAUUACAGGUCUAUCUGUUUGCUCUGGAUCAACAUAUUAAGUAUUAAGCUGCUGCUGUUGGGCAUUUGAAUGUCAAUUUGCUGGUAAAAACAUGAAAAAAAUUACUAAACAAAAGCUGACGUUGAACAAUAAAUAUUAAGAGAGGUACUGGUAGGUUAGUUUUCACUAAUGUACAUAGAAAAUAGAAUGUGAGCGAGUGACCUGGUUAAUGUCUCAUGUCAUAUUUAGCAGUAUUACCCCAUUACGAGAUACUACUCAUGUUUCACCUUUAUGAGAUACUACUCAUUUUUCACCUUCAUGAGAUACUACUCAUGUUUCACCUUCAUGAGAUACUACUCAUGUUUCACCUUCAUGAGAUACUACUCAUGUUUCACCUUUACGAGAUACUACUCAUGUUUCACCUUUACGAGAUACUACUCAUGAUGUUUUUAUGUUUAGUUAUGUAACUUAGAGAAGAUGUACAUUUCAUUGUGGAGAUUAUAUAUUAGAUUAAUAAGUAUUAAUCUUUAAAAACACAGUCCUGAGGUAGCUGUCAUCGUAACUUACAGAGACUUUUUAACAAUUAAAAAGUUUUAAGGUUUGUUUUGUUUAUCGACAUCACUAAAGCACAUUGAUUUAUUAAUCAUCGGCUAUUGGAUGUUAAACAUUUGGUUAUUCUGACAUAUAAU
Gigantopelta aegis is the source of this 5718-nucleotide messenger RNA. RefSeq names its product transmembrane protein 98-like. The record is from RefSeq and is a predicted model, not a curated record. Gene Ontology annotation, cellular component: endoplasmic reticulum. The coding region runs from base 199 to 936 and encodes 245 amino acids. NCBI's taxonomy places the organism in Eukaryota, Metazoa, Mollusca, Gastropoda, Neomphalida, Peltospiridae. The transcript has 7 exons.